Molecule: messenger RNA, 1766 nt
Organism: Sclerotinia trifoliorum
Lineage: Eukaryota; Fungi; Ascomycota; Leotiomycetes; Helotiales; Sclerotiniaceae
Source: the annotation of a GenBank genome assembly
ACAAAUUCGAAGAGUUAUAUUAACUGACGGGUAAGCUUUCCGCUACUAAAGGAAUGGCCUGCUCCUUGUAACAUAAUUAUCAUAGCUUACUUUACUAAGGAUCUAUUCUAUAACUUUGAAAUGGAUUUUACUAUCAUAAUCAGCCGAAUACACAGCACAUUCUACUUUUAUGUUCCUAUUCUGGUAAUUGGUUAUGGCGUACUAAGUCGAGUCUAUAACCGGUAUUUCCACUUACAACAAUUUAAGGGACCAGUUUUAGCAGGUUUCUCAUCCUUAUGGCUAGUGAGAACAUAUGCUACAGGCAACGCAGCUCAGAAAUUCUUGCAGUUAAACAAACAAUACGGCAAACUUGCACGUAUAGGUCCUAACAACUUGAUCACAGAUGAUCCUGAGAUAAACUUUAGGAUCCUUGGUACCCAUUCACCGUAUCGACGAGGGAACUGGUUCGACUCAUUGCGAUUCCAUCCUCACUUCACAAGUAUUGCUUCCGAGACAAGCCCAGAAAAGCAUGAUGCAUUGAGAUGGAAAGUCUCUGCCGGAUAUACCACCAAGAACUUCAUAGGUCUGGAGGACGUGCUAGACCGUAGAAUCGCGGAAUGGCUGCACCGCCUCGACAAAAAACGCAUGGAAGGGGGUCCACACGGUUUUGAUCUCGCGCGAAAUGUACGUUACAUGACUCUUGAUGCAGCAUCCUACGUGUGCUUUAGCCAGGACCUCAUGUUCACCGAGGAUGAAUCCGAUGAUUUCUGGGACAGCAUAGAAGAAAGUGCACCGUAUGCACAAUAUUUAUCCUGCGUACACGGGCUAUUUUCAAUAGCAUGGAUUGCGUGCCACAUCUGGGGCUUGAGGAAUAAGAUGAUUCUCACCGAAAAUAACAACCCUGGAAUUGGAAGGAUCUUAAGAGUGUCACGCGUUGCAACCGCAAAACGUUUCGGCCCUGAUGCGAAAAUUGUAGAUGACAUGUUAGGUUCGUGGGUGAAGAAGGGCUUGUCACAAUACGAAGCAGAGACGGAAGUCUCAAUAGCGUUAGUCACAGGAGCUUUUCCAACUGCAUCGGCUAUCAAUGUCACGAUUCUAUACGCUUUAGCUAACCCACGCAUAUGGGAACUGGUGAAAAAAGAACUCGAAAUCGCCAUUUCAAACGGCCUGAUUUCAUCCCCUGUACGGAACUCGGAGGUAGAUAAUCUGCCGUAUUUGCAGGCUUGUAUCAACGAAAGCUUACGACUUCAACCCCCGAUUGUUCAACUGCGCGAGAGAGUGGUACCCACAGGUGGCGAAACGAUUGGCGAUACCUACAUUCCCGGUGGCACGAACAUUGGCAUCAACAUGGGUGCGCUGUGCAGAAAUCCAUGUUUUGGAGAGGCUCCUGAGACUUACAGACCUGAGAGGUGGAUUGAAGCAGAUGUGGAAAGAUUGGCUGAGAUGAAGAGAGUGCAUGGGCUUCUGUUUGGCUACGGGUCUACCAGGUGCCUUGGCAUAGCUCAGGCAUCGAUGAUAAUCAACAAAGCGUUGGUGGAGGUAAGAAUUUCAUAGCUCUACUUGGUACAGAUUGGUUUGCUGAGUGCUUUCAGUUCCUCCGGAGAUAUACCGUUGAAGUUCUCAAUCCUACUGACCCAUGGAUCGACCAGUCAAAUGGCGUAUCAUUACAUAGGAGGUUCCUCGUACGUCUUCAAAAAUGGGGCAGCAAAUGAGCAAGCGACACAGUUAGUUUAUUAAAGCAAUUGUUCUGCAGAGACAUAGAUAUUGGUUUGAAUGCAAUUUAAAUU